AUGAUAAAUAUUGAGUUCAAUAAACCAGAAUAAAAGAGGCAAUAAAUUUUGAGAACAAAAGGGAUGGAAAUGAGAAUAUCCUCUAAAAAAAAGUAGAAAGUUUAAGAAAAAAAAUAAUAAUAAAAAGGAAAUGAAUAAUAAAAUGAAAAAUUACCUACAAUUCCUUAAUAGGAAAUGUCUUAAAUUCCUGAAUAAGAAUAAUAAUUAACAGAUCAUUUAUAGAAACCAUAGAAUGAAUAAAAAGGAUUAAUUAAAUUGAGCACUGAAUAAUAAAGAGCAUUAGAAUUUGCUAAAUUAGUUUUGAAUUUAGCUGAUCCUGCCGAAUAUACAGAUGCUAAACCAAUAAUUAAAAAGAAAUAGGACUUUACUGUUGAUCCUGAAGAAGAGGAAUAAGAAGAAAAAAUAGACAGAACUGAUUUUCUUUCAACUGCUGAAUAUUAAGAACUUUUAGAUGUAUAUUCAGAUUACAACAUUGGAGAACUUGUUUUGAAAUUUCCAAAUCCUGAUUGGGAAAAGAUGGUUGAUCGUCCAGUUGAUAUUAAAGAAGCUGAUAAGUAUAUAAAUAACAAUACAAAUUUAGAGUAUUUAGUAGUUAAUUAGCAAUAUCAGCAGAAGGUGGAGUUCCUUAAUCUUAAUUAACAAUAUAAAGAUAAGUAUUCUUAUCUACAUAUUUAUAAUUGGCUGAUUAUGUAGAGACUGAUAAAAAGAAACUUAAAGAAACUUUAAAAAAGACUUAAACAGGAGGAACUUUGAAAGAUAAUCCAGAUUAUUUAAAUUAUAUUGCUUUUUUUGAAUAAUAUAGAUAAGUUAAAGAUUAAAGUGUAGAGGAAUUAUUGAGGAAGGAUGAACCUUUACAAAGAUCACCAAGUGAAGAGAUAAAUUAGGAAGUAAUUUAGAUGAUGAAUUUAAUUCAUUUAAAACCUAAUGAAAAUUUAGAUAUUUUCUAAAAUAUAAACAAGAAAUAUUGUAAAGGUGGAUUCCUUUAUAAAAAAUGGACAGAUGAUAAAACUGAUUAUGAUUGGAUAUAAGUUGGAUAAACACCUUAAGAUUUUUUAACAUUAAUAAGGAUGACUGUUAUUACAAAAUUAUGUAGAGAUGCUCAUUUUCAUUGUAGAUAAUUUAUAAGUAGUGAUGAUCAAUUUAUAUUUGUUGUUUUGAAGAGUAAAUUAGAAUAUGUCAGAUAUUAAGCAGAAUUGUAAAGAAUGCAAAAAUAAUACGAAUUAGGAUAUGCAGAUAUUUUAUCACUUGAACCUUGUGAUAAAUUACUUAGACCUUUAAGAUUAAAGAAUUAUCUUAGAGAUCCUGAUUUUGUUAAGGAAGCACCUAAUUAUUUAGAAGAGAAAAAGGAGGAUCCCAAUUAAAAAAAGAAACUUGCAAGAAUUGAUAGUGAAGCUUAAAAAAUCUAUUAAGGAGUUUUAAAAUGGGGUGAUUAAGAAUUAAGAGCAAAUUGUGUUAAAAAAUAAUAAGAUUUAGAUCCUUUGAUAUAAUGGAUGGCUGUAGAAUUGAAGAUUAAUUUGAGUUCAGAAAAAACAUAAAUUGCGGAUGAUUAACCAUUAUCUAGAGAUGUUUGGGAAGCCUAUCAUAUUUAUUAAUUAUAUCUAAUUGAUUAUUUGAAAAGAGUAUAAGAAAGUUAUAAGGAGAAAGAAGUUAAAGCUAAUAAAGGAUUUUUAUUUAAACUUAUAUUUCGAAAAGCUAUUGGAGAUCCAAAUGAAUUAUAUUAAGCUUUUAAUAAUUCUUGGUUUAAGGAAAAAUUGAUUUUAGCAAAUUUAUGGGAUAGAUAAGGUCUUGAUCCAAUUGCACCUUAUUAAGAAUAUUUUGUAACUAAACCAAAUGAAGGAUUAUGGAGAUAAUAUGAAGUAAGUGAGAAAGGACAUAGAUCUGAAUUUAUGAAUAUGGAAAAAAUAAAGAUUGCUUAUGCAACAAUUAGUAGAUUUUUAAAUAUAAAAAAGAUGAUAGAAAAUGAAUAUAUAAAUUGUUAUUUUGCUUUACAUGAUCCUUAUCAAUUAAUGGGUUUAUCAAAGGCUCCAAUGAUUAAACCAUUAAUUGAUUUAUAAUUAGUUAGAGAAGUAUAAAAAUCACCUGGAGAAUUAAAAUUAAAUAAUUUAUUUGUUUCAUUAAAAGAUGAAGCUGAAAGAGCAGAUUUUGAUAGUGAUUGUUUAGUUUAAGAAUGUAAAUUUUAAUGGUGUCCACCUUGGACAUUACCUAUAGAUAGUAUGAGAGAUUAUUUUGGAGAGAAAAUAGGUUUGUAUUUUAGAUUUCUAUAAUUUUAUUCUUAAUAAUUAUGGUAAGUAGUAAUAUUGGCUAUUGUUUGUGAAGGAGUGAUUGAUAAUACAACAGGAGAUGUAAAAAAGGCAUUUAUUGUUAUAUUUGCAGUAAUAUUGAUAUCUUGGUCAAGUUAUUUUAUUUGUCAUUGGAAAAGAUAAUAAACAAUGUUUUAGAUUUAAUUUGGUUAGAAUGAUUAAAGUGAAGGAGGAGAAAUAGAAAGACCAGCAUUUGAAGGUGAUUUUGUUAGAUCAUUAAUAACUGAUUAACUUAAUGAGGAAUAUUAUCCAAUAUGGAAAAAAUAAUUUAAAUUAUUUUAUUCAAGUUUUGUUACUUUAAUAAUAAUAUCAAUGGUUAUAGCAAGUGUUAUAGGAGUAUUCAUUUUGAAAAAGUAAAUUAUGAUAUUAAAAAUAGUUAUUUAAUUGAAGAGUAUCCUAAUGAUUAGUUUUUGGUUUCAUUUGUACCUUCUAUGAUAAAUGCUAUUGUAAUUUAAUUAUUUAAUCUUAUUUAUUUUAAUGUUUCAAAUAAUUUAAAUGAUUUUGAGAAUCAUAAAUAUGAAUAAUCAUAUGAAGAUAGUUUAAUAUUGAAAACUUACAUAUUUACAUUUAUAAAUACUUUUAAUUGUUUGGCAAUUAUAGCAUUUUUAAAUGAAUAAUUUCCAGCAUUAUCUCUUUGUAAAACAUCUGAUGGAAUUAAUUGUUAUAGAGCAUUAAAAGAUUAGAUGGUAACCAUUUUCAUGGUUAACUUUGCUAAAACAUUACCAUAAUUAAUUACUCCAUGUAUAAAGGCUUUUAUUAGAGGAAAAACUAAAUAAGUAGAUGAAAAUUUAGUUACUCAUGAAUUUAAUUAAAUUGAUGAAUUUAUAGAAAGUCAAGCAAAUCUAGAACCAUAUGUAUCUAAUGCUGAAGUUGAUGGUUUAAUGAAUGACUACAUGGAAUUAGUAGUUUAAUUUGCUUUCCUUUAAUUAUUUGGAUUGGCAUUUCCUCUUAGUUAUUUUAUAGCUUUCCUUACAAAUUUAACAUAAAUUCAAGUAGAUAAAUUAAAAUUGAUUCAUUUUAUAUAAAGACCAAUUCCAUCUUCAGCUGCAAAUAUAGCAAACUGGAGUUUCAUAAUGGAUGUCAUAGCAUUUUUAUCUGUAUUUUGCAAUGCAGGUUUGAUAGUGUUUACAUCAGGAGUUGUACCACCAGAUUCUUAAUCAUCUUCGUAUGCUAUUUUCGUUAUUGUCUUUUUGGGACUUAAAUAUUUCUCAUCAUUUAUCAUAUCACCUGUUCCUGAAAAGGCAUCAUUGAUUCUGACUCGUCAUAAAUUUGCUGUUGAUAGAGUCUAGAGGGGAAUGAGAGAUCAAAUUAAAUCUUAUUAUAAUGGUAGAUUAAGGGAGAAUAUUGAUGGAGUGGAUUAUGAAAAAAUGUAAGAAUAAGAAAAGGAACAUCUAUUGAAAGGACCUAAUGUUAAUGUUGAAUUAAGAAAGACAUGA
Molecule: messenger RNA, 3736 nt
Organism: Paramecium pentaurelia
Lineage: Eukaryota; Ciliophora; Oligohymenophorea; Peniculida; Parameciidae
Source: the annotation of a GenBank genome assembly